Meyerozyma guilliermondii ATCC 6260 is the source of this 1368-nucleotide messenger RNA. RefSeq names its product U2 snRNP complex subunit. Gene Ontology annotation, biological process: mRNA splicing, via spliceosome. The record is from RefSeq and is a predicted model, not a curated record. Gene Ontology annotation, cellular component: nucleus; precatalytic spliceosome; catalytic step 2 spliceosome. Lineage: Eukaryota; Fungi; Ascomycota; Pichiomycetes; Serinales; Debaryomycetaceae. The transcript has a single exon. Bases 1 to 1368 code for a protein of 455 amino acids.
AUGGUAUCAGGAAAGCGAAGUAAGAACCAGAUCCGGAGGGAGCGACAGAAGCAGCGAAAACUAAACGAUACCUCGCUGCAGAAUGCAGGCACCUUAAAAUCUAGUCAUGAGAACAACUCAAACGAGCCUAAAUCCAUCGAAAAAGAACCUUCCACUACACUAACCCAAGAAAUAGAAUCUGAUCCUUUGUUCAGUCAGUACCAAGAAGUAUUCAGUAAAUGGGGAAAGAGCGACCGCGUCACUCUGAAUGGAAAUAGUCAACUACAAAUUGCUUCUCACUCAUUAUCGUCAGAAGAGGAAAGUGAACCAGAAACAAUUCAUAAACCAGCGGUAAAACGAGAGAAAAUUCCACUUGCUGACCUUAAAGCCGGCACUAGGAGGCCCCAGGUAGUUGAAUGGCACGACCAAGAUGCACGAGAUCCAGUAUUUCUCGUUUCCAUCAAGUCGCAACCAAACGUAGUUCAAGUCCCUGACCACUGGUCUUCUAAGCGAGAUUACCUUGCCAACCGCAGAGGGUUUGAGAAACCACCAUUCCAGCUUCCUCAUUACAUACAAGAAACAGGCAUUCAGGAAAUGCGAAACGGAGAUGCUGACAAGACUUUAAAACAACUGCAGAGGGACCGAGUCCAACCUAAAAUGGGCCGACUAGAUCUUGAUUACCGCAAAUUGCAUCGAGCUUUCUUCGAAAAACAAUCCAAGCCCCGCCUCUUUGGGUUUGGUGACAUAUAUUACGAGGGUAGAGAACUUUCAGAUGUUCAUUCGGAUGCCAUAGAACUGAUUAAGCCGGGAGUAGUAUCGAAAGAGCUUCGCCAAGCUCUUGGGAUUCUGACCUCUGAUCGAACCCCACCUCCAUGGUUGGGUCUUAUGGCAACUAUCGGUAAACCUCCAGCUUAUAAAGAUCUAAUACUACCUGGUGUGGAUGUUCCUUAUGCAAACUCCGGAUACCGUAAUACGGUUGAACCACCAACUACCGAUUACGAACUCUGGGGUAAACUAGAGGAAGUUGAUGAAUCAGAAGAAGAAGAAGACGAAGAAAAUAACGAACAAGAAUCAGGUGAUGAAGAGGCUGAAUCUGAAAAUGAAGCGGAAGACCUGCCCCAGAUCGUCACCAGUGCAAUUCCUAUCGAGGAAUCGAAGCUGCGAAUUCGACCUUCUACCACCAAGGAACCUCUGUUCUCUGUUGCCAAUGAGCCUAAAGUCUCGGAGGAUCAACUGUUGUAUACUGUUGUGGACGAAACUACACUUUCUUCUGGAAAUAAGGUUCUUCCAUCUCAAAAAGGCUAUAACUUGAGGAGCAAUGACAAGGCAAAAACGGAGAAGAAUCCUGCCAGUGAAGAGGUCAAGCAACGAAAAAAGUACAAAUUUUGA